This is a messenger RNA of Dothidotthia symphoricarpi CBS 119687, 1554 nucleotides long. RefSeq lists its product as uncharacterized. Bases 1 to 1554 code for a protein of 517 amino acids. Lineage: Eukaryota; Fungi; Ascomycota; Dothideomycetes; Pleosporales; Dothidotthiaceae. The record is from RefSeq and is a predicted model, not a curated record. The transcript is spliced from 2 exons.
AUGGGCAUCCUCGAUCUCGCCGACGAACUUCUUCGAAUCAUACUCGAGCAUGUUGCGUCUGAACCAGAAAAACUAAUCAGUCUUGAACGCCGCGCCUAUCUCUCCCAGGAAAGCUUCAGACCCCCGCCCCCGCCCGAGCAGGACCAGGCCCUGACCAUCGCAAACUUCCGUCUCACAUGCAGAAGGUUCUCCAGACUGGGCGCCAUACAUCAGUUCUCACGCGUUACGACGAGGUUCUCGCGGCGGGGGCUGAGGCGUUUGGAAAAUAUUGCUAGCCAGCCGCAUCUGGCUGAACGUGUGAAGAAGUUCAGUUAUAUGGUACCGUUCUUCUACGUUGAAGGCCGGGAGCGUGUGCAAGAACUGCUUCCCAAGCUGCCAGAAGGCGUCGGGCUCCUGGACGCUGGACACUUUGUGGAGAAGGUGAACGAGCAGAAACAUAUUGUGCGGACACGGGAGGAUGCUCGCGUCUUGAACUUGGCCAUAUCCGCCUUCACAUCGCUUCAGCAUGUUCAGAUUCUCCGGGUACAGGACAGAGAAGACGGAGCCCUCAUAUCUUACAUCCGACAACACGAUGAGCUGAAUCAGUUGGUCGAGUUGAAGUGGCCACCAGCCUGCCUGCAUUCCACAAAGACGAUCGGCGCAGCAAUACUCGCAUCGAGAUCGCCUUGCUCCCGUUUCUCAUCACCCAUGCUAAGCCCUCAGAGCGUUCUCGGCGCUGUCAAUAACCCACCAACGACACUGGGCGUUCUUGCUGAGCGUCUGACAUGUCUGGAAUUACACUUCGACGACGGUACAGAUUUAGACAAUCGAAUGAGAGAGCUUUCGUCCCUGUCAAAAGCAAUUUUCACCGCCGCCAAGAACAUCGAAGCCGUACACAUUGGCUUCCCCUCCCACAGGCCACUAACCUUGAGACUGGAAGAAAUAUUCCACAACGUGAAAUGGGACAAGCUCCAAGCUUUUGGCAUCCAGGCCUGGCGACUCGACGCAGACGAGAUCAUCGGCCUGGCCCGACGGCAUCGAGAGACACUACGCGGUCUGAGACUCCGAGACGUGCUGCUCAAGCAAGGCAGUCGGUGGAAAGACGUCCUCGUCUAUCUCCAAGAGAGCAUGCCAAGACUAGAUUGGGUCAGCCUCCGGCGCAUCGACUACGAGCAGCACUUUGACCAACAAUGGAUCGUCGGCGCCGAAGUACCCGACGACCCCCUAAUAGGGAGCGACAGCAGCGACGAAAGCGACGACUGGGACCCCUACGACGACGAGCCAGACGACGCGCCGGACGAUUACCCCGACCACGAGGCCGACGCGAGCGACGGCUCUAUAGCCGACUCGGACUCGGAUGCCGGGACCGAAGAACCCGAAGAAGGUGGAAAUUUGCACUUCCCGCCCAUGUCACCGGGCACACCCUCGUCGGUCCCGUGGUGCAAUUGCAACGGUCACAUGGAUAGUGUGGAUGCCCUCGGCGACGACGGCGUCAUGGUGACCUACCAGCAGAGAAAGUUCUGGGAGAAGUGGGUGGUGAGGAAAAUCUGCACCGAGCAGCACGGAAGCAAAUGA